AUGGAGGCAUCAAGCCCAGCCUGCACAGAGCUUGAAAUGAAUGUGAUGGACUGGCUUGCCAAAUUACUUGGCCUCCCUCCCCACUUCUUACAUUACCACCCAGACAGCAGUGGCGGAGGUGUGCUACAGAGUACUGUUAGUGAGUCAACUUUAAUUUCUCUGCUGGCAGCAAGAAAAGAAAAGAUACUGGAAAUGAAAAAACUUGAACCAGACACUGAAGAGUCAGUUCUUAAUUCACGGUUUAUAGCUUAUACUUCUGAUCAAGCACACUCCUCGGUGGAAAAAGCUGGUCUAAUUGCCCUUGUGAAAAUGAGAUUUCUUGCCACAGAUGAAAACUUUUCUCUGAGAGGUGAAACACUGAAGAAAGCAAUUGAAGAAGAUCGAAAAGAAGGAUGUGUGCCCAUCUUCCUUUGUGCAACAUUAGGUACAACAGGAGUCUGCGCCUUUGACCACCUGGAGGAAUUGGGACUAGUUUGCAUGAAGGAAGGUCUGUGGCUCCAUAUUGAUGCAGCAUAUGCAGGAACAGCUUUUGUAUGCCCAGAAUUUAGGGGAUUUUUGAAAGGAAUUGAAUAUGCUGAUUCAUUCACCUUUAACCCAUCUAAAUGGAUGAUGGUUCAUUUUGACUGCACAGCAUUUUGGGUGAGAGAUAAAUACAAACUGCAACAAACAUUUAAUGUCAGUCCCAUGUAUUUGAAGCAUGCCAACUCUGGUGCCACAACUGACUUCAUGCAUUGGCAGAUACCUCUAAGCCGGAGGUUUCGGUCUCUGAAGCUUUGGUUUGUAUUGCGUUCCUUUGGAAUCAGGCAACUGCAAGAACAUGUUAGACAUGGAACUAAGAUGGCAAAGUUAUUUGAAUCACUGGUGCAAAGUGAUCCCAGAUUUGAAAUUCCAGCAAAAAGGCAUCUUGGCCUGGUUGUAUUCAAUUUACAGGGACCAAAUAUUCUGACUGAAUGCCUGUUAAGAGAAUUAAUGCAAUCUGGCAGCAUGUACCUUGUCCCAGCUACAAUUCAAGACAGAUUUAUUAUUCGUUUCACAGUGACAUCUCAGUUUACCACUAAGGAAGAUGUAUUACGUGACUGGAACAUCAUUCAGCAAACCGCAAGGAAAAUAAUUAGCAAGUAUUCCAACUGUCAGCCCAUGAUAAACAUAGACUGGUUCAAGACAAAUCCUGAAAAUGAUAAAAACAGUCGCCUCAGUGAUAUUCAAGUUGCUCAAAAUCAGGUCGUGAAACAGAGAGCAGAAGAAGUAGAUUCAAGCAUCAAACAGCAAGUCAACAAGGAACAAAGAAAUCAUGAAAACUUAGUUACUUCCGACAAUGAAGAAUGCAUGAGUGCAAGUGAAGAAACAUUUGCAGGAGAUUCCCAAACAGUCAUAAAAUGCAAACCAUCCUCCUUCAUGUUCAGCAGCUGUUUAGCAGUUCAAAGCACAAAGAAGGCUGCGCGUUGUCACAGCUGCAACAGUGUGCCCAUGAAUAGUCUGAGAGAGUUCUCAUGUCAAAAUAUAUUACCCAAUGACAGCAGUACCAUAAUGAACCCCCAAGUCAGCGAUAAUAUGCUUUCAAAAUUACCUGAGAAAGUAAUGAUUCUGGAAAAAAGUGCCUUUAAAAAGCUGACUAAAUUUUAUAGUGUACCUAGUUUUCCUGAGUGCAGCAUCCAUUGUGGUGUUCAACUGCCAUGCUGUCCCCUGCAAGCUUUUAGUUAAUCAAAAAUAAUACACUUUAGCCAUAACUCCAAUAAGUAUAGUUAUGCCUGAACCAUUGACUUAUGUAUAUUAAUAUGCAAUUAUAACAAUUGUGUUCCUCGUUUACUUCCUGUUAUAUACUAAUUGUAAUGAAAAAAAUA
Molecule: messenger RNA, 1841 nt
Organism: Protopterus annectens (West African lungfish)
Lineage: Eukaryota; Metazoa; Chordata; Ceratodontiformes; Protopteridae
Gene: HDC
Product: histidine decarboxylase
Exons: 10
Coding region: 1-1701 (566 amino acids)
Biological process (GO): L-histidine catabolic process; histamine biosynthetic process
Molecular function (GO): pyridoxal phosphate binding; histidine decarboxylase activity
Source: RefSeq, a predicted model, not a curated record